Messenger RNA from Acromyrmex echinatior (Panamanian leafcutter ant), 671 nucleotides. RefSeq lists its product as uncharacterized. The record is from RefSeq and is a predicted model, not a curated record. Lineage: Eukaryota; Metazoa; Arthropoda; Insecta; Hymenoptera; Formicidae.
UAGCAAUUCGCCGGAGAACUGGCGCAAACAUUUGCGCUGGGGAUUGUUUAACAGUCUCCGCAACACACGAAAACGAUGCAAACCAAUCCAGUCUUUGCUGCCUUCGAAGUUCGACGGGCAUCGAGAAAUCCCACGUGUCACACAUCGCAAAUAUACUCUAGAAAAUGAUCAAGUCGAUUGUUACUCUCCUCCUAUUCUGUCAAUUGCUCAAGAUCGGAAAAUGUCUGCAGGUGAACGGCACUCACAAUGAAAAUUCAGAGACGGCGCAGCGAUUCAGGUUGCGAAGGAGCCUUACGUUUCUCAAUUCGUCUCAGCUUUUGCUGAUCUUGGGUUUAGGCACACCGUUGCAGCUGGAUCGCGAGAGCGUAAUCGUGGGUGUAUUUACGAAAAUGAUAUACGACAUGCCGGCUGAUGCUACGGAUUUCACGGAACCAGGAGUGUUUUAUGCAAGAACCAGUAGAAGUAGGUGGAGCUUCUACAAAUUGUUUGAAAAAAUGGCAGCCAUGUACGGCUUUGGCGGCAAAGAGUGUUUACUCAAGGCCAUUUGCGAAGCCGCUUUCGUCCCAUUUGACGUCCAUCACGGUUUACUGGGACAAUUGGUACAGACUUUCCUUAGGUGACAUCGUCGCAAUAAACCUCGAAACUUUCUUUACGUUAACUUCUCUCGGUUG